Messenger RNA from Pseudonaja textilis, 4034 nucleotides. RefSeq names its product patatin like domain 2, triacylglycerol lipase (gene PNPLA2). Gene Ontology annotation, cellular component: cytoplasm; lipid droplet; membrane. Gene Ontology annotation, biological process: lipid homeostasis; triglyceride catabolic process; positive regulation of triglyceride catabolic process. The record is from RefSeq and is a predicted model, not a curated record. Gene Ontology annotation, molecular function: triacylglycerol lipase activity. Lineage: Eukaryota; Metazoa; Chordata; Lepidosauria; Squamata; Elapidae.
CGGUUAGGCACAGGCGAUUGGAGGAAGAGCGGAGGAAGCCGGGGAAAGGCGGGUGGUGACCGAGCAGCGGGAGAGAAACAAACAAAAAAAAGAGGAAAAAAAAAAAGCCGGCGCGGCGGGUGAGGUAAACGAGAGUCCCGGAAGGGCAGGCAGGCAGGCAGGCUCCGCCAGUGGCUCGUCUGGGAGCUGCUCCGAGUCUCCUCUUUGCCUUGCCCGCGGACACCUUGCUGGGUUCGGCCGCUCUCCCGUUCCCCAGCCGUGGUCUCCUCCCCCCCUCCACCACCACACGCGCCUCCUCCCGGGCGUGCGACUAGCUGGUGGCGGGGAGGCGAGGAGAUGUACCCGCCGGGCUCCACCUGGAAUAUCUCCUUCGCCGGCUGCGGAUUCCUCGGCGUCUACCACGUCGGUGUGGCCAGUUGCCUUCAAGAGCAUGCCCCCUUCUUGGUGGCGAAUGCCAAGAAGAUUUAUGGCGCUUCGGCCGGAGCCCUGACGGCUACAGCCCUCGUUUCGGGGGCCUGCCUAGGUGAUGUUGGAGGAAAUAUCAUCCAUGUCUCCAAAGAGGCCCGGAAGAGGUUUCUUGGCCCUUUACACCCGUCCUUCAACCUGGUGAAAAUCAUCCGUGCCUGCUUAUAUAAAACCUUACCAGGCAAUGCACAUGAGGUGGCCAGCGGACAUUUGGGCAUUUCAUUAACCCGGGUUUCGGAUGGAGAAAAUGUCAUAGUAUCGGAGUUCAACUCCAAAGAAGAGCUUGUCCAGGCCUGUGUCUGCAGCACUUUCAUCCCAGUAUACUGUGGCCUGAUCCCUCCAACCCUUCAAGGAGUGAGAUACGUUGAUGGAGGGAUUUCUGACAACCUGCCUCAAUAUGAGUUGAAGAACACCAUCACUGUAUCCCCUUUCUCUGGGGAGAGUGAUAUUUGUCCACGGGAUAGUUCCACAAACAUUCAUGAAAUCAGAUUCACCAAUACCAGCAUUCAGUUUAAUCUCCGCAACUUGUACCGGCUUUCAAAAGCCCUGUUUCCUCCAGAGCCCCAGGUUCUCCAGGAAAUGUGCAAGCAGGGAUACAAGGACGCUCUUCACUUUUUGAAGAAGAAUUCUCUCCUCCAAAGACCUCCUCUCCCUCUGCUAGUCAUUAGUGGUGCUGAGGAAACAGACUCUGAGAAAGAAAAGGAUGAGGACGAUCAGCUGCAAGAAAGUGCUGAACUGACAAAAGCUAAAGAAUACCUCCUGGAACACUUGCCUCCAAAACUGAACCAAGCACUUUUGGAAGCCUGUACUGAGAGGAAGGGAUUAUUCACUUGCAUUGCCAAUUUUCUACCAGUACGUUUGGUCUCUACUUUGAUGCUACCAUAUACCCUUCCUCUAGAGUCUGCUCUCUCCUUUACAGUCAGGCUGCUUGAAUGGCUGCCAGAUGUUCCAGAGGACAUCAGGUGGAUGAAAGAACAGACAUGGAAAGUCUGUCAUUAUUUUAUAAGAAAAGCCAAGAAAAAACUAGGAAGUCACCUUUCAGCCAGGCUAUACUAUCAUCUUGAACUCCGAAAAACACAGAGUUUACCUAUCCCUUUGGGCACUGCUUAUGGGGAAGCAUUGCCAAAAUGGCUCAGGAACAGUCUCUCGCUAACAGACGUUAUGACAAAAUGGGAAGAAUACCAGCGUCAGCUGAUGCUAGGGCUGUUCUGCAUCAAUGUGGACCUGCAGGCCUCCAUCUUCCCCUCAGAAGGGCUGCAGAUGAGGCAUCCACCAGCAAGCUGCACGGAAGAGAGCCUUCAGCUCUUUUAAUAUAAUUGUCCGAAUCUGGUUGGGGAAAAGAGGGUGGGCGGUGGCUGCAUUCAGCAGUUUCCUAAUGAAACUCUUUAACAAUCACAGGGGGAUUUCUCCUCCCCUCACAAUUCAGACAGGAUACUGAUAACAAAAUAGGUAAUUGUGCCAUAACUAAGCAGGUGACUGGCACAAGGUAAAUACCCACCAAAAGGUGUUGGGUGUUGCAUAUCUUCUGGGAGACAGUGGUAUAAAUAACUUGACAACUGCAACAGAAAUGGUGGAUGCUUGGGCGGAACUGAAAAGAAUUUCAUUCAGGGCGCCUCUUGAACUGUUUAUAAUAAGACGACUGGGGACAUCAUCGGGACUCUAGCUUUUGUUUUAAUCCACUUUGCUUUGAAUCAGUAUUGCAACAUGAUUUUGUUCUUAAAGACUUGAGUCCUCUGGGAUCAUCCUUCUCUGUGUUAUGAUGCAUUAAAAGAAAAGCCAGCAAGAGCUACCAAAUUAGCUCUUAAACUAAAUGCAGUCCUAAAUUUUUACUUUAAAUAGAGACACCUUAUAAUUCCUGUACUGUUUUCUUGUAAAUUUGUCAUAUAUAAGGAAUGCAGCUAACCUUUAUACUACCUGGAUUCAUGGCCUACUGCACAGGUGUCAAACUCGUGUUGUCACGAUGUCAUCACAUGACAUGUUGGGACUUCCCCCCCUUCGUUAAACCAGGUGGGGGUGGGGCCAGCAUGUGACACAUCCAGCCUGUGGGCCCUGAGUUUGACCCCCCCCCAGCCUAUUGUCUUCUAGAUCCUUCUAUUCUCGAGAGAUGAGAAAAAAAUUAGAAGUCUUGAAAUAUGUACUUAAGUCACAUCUCAUUUGGAUGCACUAUUAUUUCCCUGCUUCCCAGUAAUUUUAACUAGCUUAAAUCUUAACUUGUACAGUUGCAGAAGGAUGUCAAGAAGGAUAGAUGGAAGCAACAGCUAAGUCAGUGUAAUGUAUGUUUUGAAAUGGUUUGUGACUGACUGGAUCAGCUGGCUAUUUGAGAAAGAAGGAAAGGGCUUUUGAUUCCAGUUGCAAAGGAAUAUGAAGCUCUUAAAAUCCAGAAGCCAAAAUAUAUUCUGAUCUAAAUGGAUUUAAGUUGGUUUGUGGGAUCCACAUCAUUGGUGUCAGUAGUGAAUGUGGCCCCUUUGGAAUGUUGUUGAUUGCUCAGCAGAAUUGUGGAAAUUAUUGUCUUGCACUGAGAUGGAAAUAAGCAGGGUCUGAAGUUGAAGGCCUGAAAGAAGGUAAUAGUUUUGCAGUUAUUGAAUGUUACAGUAUUGCAUAAAGAGGAGGAAUAGGGUUGGCUCGUAAGUCAGCUGAGCAAAAUUGUUCCCCCACCCCACCCCUUCCAAGCACUUUUUUCUCAGAUUAUAGGAAUUGAUUGACUGGUUUGUCACCUGAGACUAAUGUUGUGUGCUGAGAGUGACUAUUCCAAAGUCAUCCAGCUGGUUUUCAUGCCUAAGGUGGGAUUAAAAUUCACAAUCCCUGGCUUCUAGGCAGGUCCCUUUUCUCACAGCCCCAUACCAACUAUCUUGGGUCUAUUGUUAAUGAUCACCAGCACCAUAUUUGACCAUGGGUCCCCAAACUUGGCAACCUUAAGACUUGUGGACAAGUUGCCAAGAUUGGAGACCUCUGCACUAGACCAAACUGGCUCUCUGCUGAAUAAAAUUGAAUGUAUAUUUUAUUUCAAUCUUUUCAUGCUAAACCAGUGGAGCUAGUUCCUUCAAUUGCUGUGAAAAAAAAAUGUUGGUAGGUUAAUACAGAAGUAUUUUCCCCUUCACACAUAGCACAGGAAGCAUCUCUGGUAUAUCCAUUUAUCCAUUUUCCCCCAAGCCUUCUUUAUGGCAGUUACCUAUUGCCAUUAAGCACUCUGGUUAAUGCACAACCCUUUUUUCACAGCCCCAUACCAACUAUGUUGUGUCUAUCAUUAAUGAUCACCUGCACCAUAUUUGAUCUCAUCAUUCACUGCUGUUGUCGUUUUCUUCCUACUACUGUAUGUAUAGCAUGGCAAAUAUUCUGCAUCAAUGGCAGAAAGCAGAAGGUGUACUCAUAUAGCGAUACUGGCACAUUUUUAGUCACUGUGUAUGAGGCUAUAUGCAGAGUGCUUGCUAUGAUUUUAUAUUAUAGACUGAAGUGUUUGAUGCUGCAGGAAAAAAAAGUUUGGGUAUGUUUUUGGAUAAAAAAGAUUGGUUUUCUUUGCACUUUAACGACAUUUGUUUUUCUCCUAGUACAGAACUAUCUGUUAAAUUCCA